UACCAUUACAAUAAUUCCAUCUAAAUCAACCACCACUUGUAUAAUGUGUCAAGUAGACAAACUUAAUAUUACAUGGCAAACAGACAUUGGUUGGCUCAUAACAACCUCAAAUGACACAUCUUCAAUGACACUUUAGCACAGUUAUAAAUUUUGGCACUCUGCUUGAGAAAUUUGUGUGGCAAAGAUUGACAUUGAGAAGAGAGUGUGCUGAGAGAUAAGGAACUUUGUUUUAGAAAGGGAAAUAAAGGGUCAAGAAAAAAUGGCCUCAGCAUCUCUACUAAAGUCAUCCCCAGUUCUUGACAAAUCUGAGUUUGUAAAGGGGCAAAGCCUUCGUCAGUCUUCCGUCUCAGUGGUUCGUUGCCACCCCACCAAUGCUACUUCUUUCACUAUCCGCGCUGCUUCCUCCUAUGCUGAUGAGCUCAUUAAAACCGCUAAAACCAUUGCAUCACCAGGACGUGGAAUUUUGGCUAUGGAUGAGUCAAAUGCCACUUGUGGAAAGCGUUUGGCUUCCAUUGGUUUGGAAAACACUGAGGCUAACCGCCAAGCUUACCGUACCUUGCUGGUGUCAGCUCCAGGUCUUGGACAGUACAUCUCUGGUGCUAUUCUUUUUGAGGAGACUCUCUACCAGUCUACCGUUGAUGGACGCAAAAUAGUUGAUGUUCUUAUUGAGCAAAACAUUGUUCCCGGUAUCAAAGUUGACAAGGGUUUGGUUCCCCUUGCUGGUUCAAAUGAUGAAUCAUGGUGUCAAGGUCUUGAUGGCCUUGCCUCCCGCUCUGCUGCAUACUACCAACAGGGAGCACGUUUCGCCAAAUGGCGUACCGUGGUGAGCAUUCCCAACGGACCAUCUGCAUUGGCUGUGAAGGAAGCAGCAUGGGGCUUGGCUCGCUACGCUGCCAUUUCUCAGGACAAUGGUUUGGUCCCAAUUGUGGAGCCAGAGAUCUUGUUGGACGGUGAACACGGCAUUGACAGGACUUUUGAGGUAGCACAGAAGGUCUGGGCUGAAGUCUUCUUCUACUUGUCUGAGAACAAUGUCAUGUUUGAGGGUAUCCUCUUGAAACCAAGCAUGGUUACUCCUGGUGCUGAAUGCAAAGACAGGGCCACCCCUCAGCAGGUCGCGGACUAUACCCUCCGUCUCCUCAAGAGGAGGAUUCCCCCAGCUGUGCCUGGAAUCAUGUUCUUGUCUGGUGGGCAAUCAGAAGUUGAGGCUACAUUGAACUUGAAUGCCAUGAACCAAGCUCCAAACCCAUGGCACGUGUCGUUCUCGUACGCAAGGGCUCUUCAGAACACUUGCUUGAAGACAUGGGGAGGACAACCUGAGAAUGUGAAGGCUGCUCAGGAUACUUUACUUGUCAGGGCCAAAGCUAACUCUCUUGCUCAGCUUGGAAAGUACACAGGCGAGGGUGAAUCAGAUGAAGCUAAACAAGGAAUGUUUGUAAAGGGCUAUGUCUACUAAGUUAUAGGCACUGAAGUCUUGAAGAAGAGAUAAAAAUAUGAUGAGCUGAAUGGGUAUAGUGAAGCAGAGAAAUGAUGAAUUAUCUCAUACUAUGAGUUAUGCAAUUAGUAAAGCCAUAGAGGAGUAUUUUUGUUUAUUUGAUUACCUGUACUUUUUUUAACAACUUUAAUAAACUUUCUUGGUGAUUGAGACUA
Solanum dulcamara is the source of this 1647-nucleotide messenger RNA. RefSeq names its product fructose-bisphosphate aldolase 1, chloroplastic-like. The record is from RefSeq and is a predicted model, not a curated record. Bases 260 to 1453 code for a protein of 397 amino acids. NCBI's taxonomy places the organism in Eukaryota, Viridiplantae, Streptophyta, Magnoliopsida, Solanales, Solanaceae. The transcript is spliced from 5 exons. Gene Ontology annotation, molecular function: fructose-bisphosphate aldolase activity. Gene Ontology annotation, biological process: fructose 1,6-bisphosphate metabolic process; glycolytic process. Gene Ontology annotation, cellular component: cytosol.